GCCGUUGUUGGAAACCGGUCGGCGAUUUCUCGUCGGUUUCCUCGAGGCUCGAGCGAUAAGAGGAAACGAGAAAAGGGGGCGAGCUGAGGAGGAGCGGUGAGCGCGCUUCCUGUAAAUUGCCCUCGCCAACGCCAUGGCAUCCAAUUCAGGACCCGCAGGUCCUGCACCUCCAAAACCAUGGGAAAGAGUGGCAGCAGGUUCAUCAGGUUCUGCACCGUUCAAGCCCCCAUCUGCAGGCAGUACCAGCGAUGUUGUCGAAGCAUCUGGAACUGCAAAACCAGGUGAAGUUGUUCCAGUUGUUGACAGGAGUGCAACUACUAUUAACAAUACUCUUACAAGACCUGUGCCUCCGAGACCAUGGCAAAACAUUGGCACUAGUUACGGAGGCUACGGAUCAAACAUGUACAAUUCAAGCUAUGGUUCUGGCAUGUAUGGUUCAUAUGGGGGCCUUGGAGGAUCAUAUGGUGGUCUUUAUGGAAACAAUAUGCAAUCAGGGUAUGGGGGGCUGUAUGGAAAUUCAGGAAUGUAUGGAGGUGGCAUGUACAAUAGUGGCUUUGGUGGACCGAUGGGCGGUUAUGGUAUGGGAAUGGGAGGACCUUAUGGUAACCAAGACCCAAACAAUCCAUAUGGUCCUCCAUCGUCUCCUCCAGGCUUUUGGAUGUCCUUUCUUCGUGUGAUGCAUGGCGUUGUGAAUUUCUUCGGUCGAAUUUCUAUACUAAUCGAUCAGAAUACUCAGGCCUUCCACUUGUUCAUGACCGCUCUUCUUCAGCUUUUCGAUCGUUCCGGAAUGCUAUACGGUGAGCUCGCAAGAUUUGUAUUGAGGAUACUGGGCAUCCGCACAAAGCCUAGAAAACAGCAGCAACUGGGACCGCCUGGUGAGUUUCCAGCUGCCGCCGGGCAGCAUUUCGCCGAGGGUCCUAAAGGUAGCAGCGGUUCAUGGGAUAGCGUUUGGGCUGACGAUAUGAAGGGAUCUUCCUAAAGUGAAUGCGGAAUUGUUUUAGGUCAGAAGUGAGGAUCGUUAAACUUGCCGUCAUCACUCCAUCACUUGUGCAUUUUGCUGGGAACCAUCUGAUUCCUCAUGUUGCUUGCACUAGACGUGCGUAUUGUUUACGAUUAUGCUUUGAUUACUUGUGUUUCUAAAACAGAAAGGAAAAAAAUAGACAUAAUAUGGUUUGUGCAUUUGCAAUGUGAGGAGUCCUGGUUCAGUGAAAAUGCCUGAAGUUAUUGCGAUGUUUCUGAGAUAUCUCUGAACAAACUCUAGUAUAAUUUAUGCCCACUUAAAGGUUGGUUUUUAGAAUAUUUAUUCCUAUUGAGCUUUAAUCUCU
Messenger RNA from Zingiber officinale, 1325 nucleotides. Its product is annotated as peroxisomal membrane protein 13-like. Lineage: Eukaryota; Viridiplantae; Streptophyta; Magnoliopsida; Zingiberales; Zingiberaceae. Gene Ontology annotation, biological process: protein import into peroxisome matrix, docking. The transcript has 5 exons. Gene Ontology annotation, cellular component: peroxisomal importomer complex; peroxisome; peroxisomal membrane. The record is from RefSeq and is a predicted model, not a curated record. The coding region runs from base 134 to 979 and encodes 281 amino acids.